UCGCGGCUCUGUACAUGCUCCUCCUACCCACCACAUUUGCGAAGGCCGCCAUUCCUUUUGUGCCCACCUUCCGCCGCCCCUCUUCUCCCCAUUUUGUUCUGUCGGGCUGCCGCUCGACGAUGGUUGCAAACGGAGAAGAACGAAAAGCUGCUGUUGAUGCGGAAGGGGAUCUGCCCGCAACCAAGAUCCGGAAGGUCGUUCAGAGCUACGGAGAUUCCCAUCGUGCCCUAUUCCUGAGGGUGAAGAAGCUUUCUCCAAAUGCCGUGCUGCCAUCUAGGGGUUCACCUCUUGCCGCAGGCUACGAUCUCUCCAGUGCCGUCGCGACGAGUGUUCCAGCAAGGGGGAAGGCUCUUGUAGCCACCGAUUUGAGCAUUGCCAUACCGGAGGGAACUUAUGCAAGAAUUGCACCCCGUUCCGGAUUGGCUUGGAAGCACUCGAUUGAUGUGGGUGCCGGGGUCAUUGAUGCUGAUUACCGUGGACCAGUUGGAGUUAUCCUCUUCAAUCAUUCCGAUUCAGACUUCCAAGUGAACGCCGGAGACAGGAUUGCCCAACUCGUUCUCGAGAAGAUCGUGACACCUGAUGUCUGUGAGGUCGAGGAUCUCGACUCCACUGCCAGAGGAACUGGGGGCUUCGGCUCUACCGGUGUCUGUAAAGCGACAACUGGACUUUAAUAUGUCUAUAGGCAAGCCAUUUGUUGACUUCGUGAACUAUAGUUACACAGUUUCUCUGUACCCUUUGUGGAGAAUCCAUGUUAUGUGCUUGUUGGUUCUGAUGCUUGCUUCCAUCUGCUUUGUGAAAAACAAACAUUUUGUUAUUUCUUA
This is a messenger RNA of Nymphaea colorata (pocket water lily), 821 nucleotides long. Its product is annotated as deoxyuridine 5'-triphosphate nucleotidohydrolase. The record is from RefSeq and is a predicted model, not a curated record. Gene Ontology annotation, biological process: dUTP catabolic process; dUMP biosynthetic process. The coding region runs from base 15 to 671 and encodes 218 amino acids. The transcript has 3 exons. Gene Ontology annotation, molecular function: dUTP diphosphatase activity; magnesium ion binding. NCBI's taxonomy places the organism in Eukaryota, Viridiplantae, Streptophyta, Magnoliopsida, Nymphaeales, Nymphaeaceae.